CCGUCCAACAGGGUCCCCGGGGUCUUCGUCUCGCCCCGCCCCUCGCCCGUCGCGUCCCGUCCCCCGCCGCGGGAUCGGCUCUCAUUGGCCUUUGGUCGCCCUAGUAACUGGACAGCAACGGUGAGCUGGGGCCGCGGGAGAGGCCGGGCCGCACAGCAGGAGGAGAGCGUGGCCGGCCAGGGCCCGGAGGUGCGCGGUCCGCGGUUGCGCGCGCCCAGCGGUGACCCAGUGCUGACCUUGAGGCUCACCUCGGGAUCCCACGGCAGCUCCGACGGGGAGCCCAGGUGUCUAUGGGCAUGACCAGCCGGACCACCCGCUCCGAGGAAAGCGAGCUCUUCCAGGAGGGAGUCGUUGAAUGGGAGCUCAGCCGACUGCAGUGGCAAUGCAAGGUGAUGGAGAGGGAGCGGCGGGCCUACAGCAAAGAGGUUCACCAGCGUCUUAACAAGCAGCUUGGGGAGAUCAGACAGCUGGAGGAGUUUCACAGCAAUCUCCAGCAGCAGAUCAGAGUGGCCGAGAACCAGGUCAGGCGGCUGGGAGACAGGAAGAAUCUGGAUGACUUGGGUCGCCUACUCAAGUGCAGGGCCCAGGUGCAGGUGGAGGUGGAGAUGGUGCAAGAGCAGAUCCGGGCCCUGGACCAGCAGGAGAUCCAUCUACUGCGGCAGAUGGUCAGCACCCUCAGCGUGUCCUCUACCACCGCCUAUGUCACCAGGUUCUCCUGGAAGAAAGAAUGAGCAAAAUGAAUAUUGAAGUUCACCAUGGAUGACACCACCCCCACUCCCCUGAAAACCAACAGCAACCUUGCAUUUAUAGACUCAGGUGUUAGGCACACCUAUCUGUGUAUGAUAACAAGUAUUCUGUCCCCUACCAAUCCAACCACCCACCAAAAUCUCUGACUGGAGUAACCGAUGAAGUAUUUUCUCUGACAAGACAAGCCUGUAAGGACUUGAAAUGAUUUCCAUUUUGAAUGCAUGGCCAUACAUACAAAGGGGCUUAAACAAUCAAGGACAUGUGCUAUCUUCUAGUUAUUGAUACUGAUGGAAGAGUGAUUUAUGAGCUGCUUGAGAUUUCAAGCAAGUGUCUUUAACAGCUCAGCCAUCUCAUUAGCCCCUUCUUAAGAUUUCAAAACAGGGCUGGAGUGUUGGCUCACCUGUUUAAUGCACUUCCCUUGCAAGGAUAAGGGCCUGAGGGAGCCCAAGUUCAAAUCUCCAGAUAGAUCCAAUUGCUGGACAUGUCCACACUGUACCUGUAACCUCAUCCCACAAAGGAGAGCAGAGACCAAAGAUCACUCAGUCUCAUGAAAAACAACAAUCUCUGGUAUCAGUAAGAUAUUCUGGCUAAAAUAAAAAUGGGCAGGAGAACAAUGGAGCCAGUCACCCAAUGUUCUGCUCAGAGCACAAGGCAAGUUGCAGCAAGAGCACAUACACAUGCAUAUACCACACAUCAAACGCACACACACACACACGCACACACACACACACAGUCCAGUGAGUUAAAAGGGAACACAGAAAAGUGAACAGAUCAGGAAACUAAUCCAUGAACAAAAAUAAUAAGUUACACAUACACACACAGAUAUAUAAACCAUUGAAAUACCAAAGUAGAAGUUCGAAAGCUGAUAAAUGA
Messenger RNA from Jaculus jaculus (lesser Egyptian jerboa), 1620 nucleotides. RefSeq names its product outer dynein arm-docking complex subunit 1-like. The coding region runs from base 291 to 731 and encodes 146 amino acids. Lineage: Eukaryota; Metazoa; Chordata; Mammalia; Rodentia; Dipodidae. Gene Ontology annotation, cellular component: axoneme. The record is from RefSeq and is a predicted model, not a curated record. The transcript is spliced from 5 exons. Gene Ontology annotation, biological process: cilium movement; outer dynein arm assembly.